UCGCCGUACAGUGAUCUCGCAGCUUGUGUUUCAGCAAGUGGUUCGGUUUGUGUGUUUUUAUCAACAUGUAUGAAUAUCCGACGUUCCAGUAUGGAAAGUCUCGUUUUGAUCAGAACACGUUUUUUGGUCGAUUCAGGCACUUCUUGGAUGUGAUUGACCCCAGCACCCUUUUUGUGACAGAGAAACGGCUGCAGGAGUGCAUCGACAUGCUUGAUCACUUCAGACAAGGAACUCUGCCUCCAGGUGUGACAGAUGCUCAGCUUUGGCAAGCUCAGAAAAUAAAGCAGGCCAUAAUCCACCCUGACACCGGGGAGAAGAUUAUCAUGCCCUUUCGGAUGUCAGGUUUUGUCCCAUUUGGCACACCAGUGGUCGUUGGGCUCCUUCUGCCAAAUCAGACCUUGGCAUCGACUGUCUUUUGGCAGUGGUUAAACCAGAGCCACAAUGCGUGUGUUAACUAUUGCAACCGCAAUGCUUCAAAGCCAGCUCCGCUUGCCAAAUUUGUGCAGGGCUAUCUCGGGGCAGUGACGACUGCAGUCUCUAUAGCGGUGGGUUUGAAUGUGUUAAUCCAGAAAGCCAACCACUUCAGCCCUGCAACCAAGCUUUUGGUGCAGAGAUUCAUUCCAUUCCCAGCAGUGGCAAGUGCCAACGUGUGCAAUGUGGUUCUCAUGAGGCACACUGAGUUAUCAGAGGGCAUCAGUGUGCUUGACAACAAUGGAAACGUGGUGGGAACUUCAAAAGUGGCUGCCAAGCAUGCACUUCUAGAGACAGCCAUGACCAGAGUGGUCAUGCCAGUGCCAAUCGUGGUGCUUCCUCCUGUCAUCAUGGCUGCACUGGAAAAACUCCCUCUGCUCCAGAGGCAGCGGAGGCUUGUUCUGCCCGUCCAUAGUCUGGUUUGUCUCGCUGCCUUCGCCUUUGCUCUGCCUCUUGCUAUCAGCCUUUUCCCACAGAUGUCCCAGAUCAGCGUCAGUCAACUGGAGCCAGAAAUCACAGCAGCAACAGAUUGUCAGGUUGUGACAUACAACAAAGGACUGUAAGCAUUUUUACCCAUAAAGACGUGAUGCUCCUCACGGCCUGAACCCUCUGAUCCUGCCAGAAGGUGACGUAUGUUCAAAUCAGCUCUGUUAGGAGGUUGCAGCAGCAUUAGGUUCAGGAGGGCUACAGAACAGCAAAUGCGGAUGUGUCAAAUUAGUAGUCGUGCAUGACAGUGUGUGAUCAAGAAGCCAACGCAAGUUUUUAUUUCUUAAAAAAAAAAUAAAGCAGCAUGCUACAGUUAAUGCAUGAGAAACUAGAAAGGUCUCAGUUUUGGCAUUGGUUCAUCAUCACACCUGCAUAAAGUUGUGAGAAUUUUAAUAUUGAUCUAGUGAAAACAUUAAAUCACAAGAUUUUUUGAAAUGUUGGUACAGUUUGAAUUCUACUUGAACACCAACCAAGACGUGUGGGGUGAUUAUUCUGUGGGUUUUUCUGAUGUCUGUGUGGCUUUUUUGAGUGUUUUGAAGAAAGAUAUAAAAGGAAAUAUUUAUUUUGAAGAUCCGUAACACCAAACUAACACCUGAUAUGUUUGUCAAAUGCCACCCAGUACAGUUAACUUAAAUAAUUCAGGCACCAGUCAUACUUUAAGUAAAAAUAAACUUGGUUGCUCAGUGUAAGCAUAAGUACAUAGUAAAUACUGCUGAGGCCCACUGGUGUGUGGGUCUGUCGACUAAAUAUGCUGGAGUCCGUAUUGUUGUGUGGAACUUUCUAUUUAUAUAUGGUUCAAUGAAGUCAUUCAUGAUACUCCACUAAUUUAAUGUAUUAAUGUUAAAUUUGUUUCAAUUUGGCCCCAACAGCCAAACUAACUUUGAGCAGCUUGGGGUUUAAUAUCUUUCUCUAAGACAUUUUGAAAUACAAACAUAUUCAGGGAUGUAGUUUAAGAACAACACACACUUUAAUUUGUUUGUUUCUGUGAAGUGCUACUGUUUGGCCUUAAUGUUUUUCAGACACAUUAAAUGAUUAUAUCUUAAAUAUUUGAAUUUAAAAUGACAAUAUUUGCCUUGUUUCCAGCCUGCUGUGAAUGAAAAGAUUAUGAAAUAAUUUGAAUAUUUGCAGUCAGAGGCAAAUAAUGUGAUGUGUACAAUUAUUUAUACAAAUCACUUUAAUAUCACAGCUAUUAUGUCUUGUAAAGAAAGAGAUAAUUUAUUUAAAUUUUUUAUGUAUUUUUGAAAUGUAUUUGAUGGUCUUAAUGUGCAGAAGUACUCUUUCCAAAUGCUGUUUUUUUGUUGUAUAUCAGAUGAUUUAUAUAAACAGUCUCUCUUCA
Thalassophryne amazonica is the source of this 2293-nucleotide messenger RNA. It is a transcript of the gene sfxn5a, whose product is annotated as sideroflexin 5a. Gene Ontology annotation, cellular component: mitochondrial inner membrane. The coding region runs from base 66 to 1034 and encodes 322 amino acids. The record is from RefSeq and is a predicted model, not a curated record. NCBI's taxonomy places the organism in Eukaryota, Metazoa, Chordata, Actinopteri, Batrachoidiformes, Batrachoididae. Gene Ontology annotation, biological process: monoatomic ion transport; citrate transport; mitochondrial transmembrane transport. The transcript is spliced from 14 exons. Gene Ontology annotation, molecular function: monoatomic ion transmembrane transporter activity; citrate transmembrane transporter activity.